Molecule: messenger RNA, 1438 nt
Organism: Paecilomyces variotii
Lineage: Eukaryota; Fungi; Ascomycota; Eurotiomycetes; Eurotiales; Thermoascaceae
Exons: 1
Coding region: 147-1184 (345 amino acids)
Source: RefSeq, a predicted model, not a curated record
CCGCGGAACUUGACUUAAAUCAAUCAAAUAUCUACGUGCACAUAUCCGCCCAAGCCGGUCAACUAAGUUAUUCAGAUCGCCGUUCCGCCAAUGGGCGACUUCGAAACUCUCUAUUGGGCCAGACCUUUGUGCGAACACUUGGGUUAAUGAAAGAUGAUGAUGAAAACUGGACACUGCGGAAGCAGAAGGCCCACGUCUAUCAAAAACUAAAUAACCCUAAUAUACCUACAAACCUGCGGUCGACACCAGAAUCCUUCACAGACUCGCGAAUUGUUCGCCUUUUGCGCGAAGUUAUGUGCCGCGACUACUUAGAUAUCUCCUUUUCGAAUGCUCCCGUCCGUGCUCGCCGAGUGCUUACUCCAAGAAAUGAAGCCUUGGACUUUCUGCGACAUCCUACAACACGAAAUACAGUAUCAGAUCCAUCUUACGCAACGGCAAGUAGUAUGAUUAGUGGCGAGAUGGCACUGAUCAACCUCGAGUGGUGCGCUCGUGGGGACGAAGCCGUUACAACCGAAUGGUGCACGCUCUCCCGGCUUCCUCCUGAGAAAAGACCGGAGGCCCUCACUCAAAUUGCUUACAUUGCGUGGUUCAGAUGGAAAGUACAGGAGCGUGUAUUUUGCGUAGCUGAGGAGUUGAUACGGGUCGGCUUGUUAUCAUUGGAGGCCAUUUAUGCUCCUAUGAAUCUCUGGGAAGCAACACCAUCGGUGGCAUCAGUCAUGGCAGCUCUUGAGUGUUUCACGAUCCCCCAGUCAUGCAUGGACUAUGAGGAGAAGAUUUGCGGCACCUAUUUCAUUCAGCCUGUCCAAUGGCUUGCGACACUUAUCGUCAGGUCCUGCUCAGACUGGACAUCCAUUAUCGACCGCCUAAGCACUAUACCAGUUCUUGGUGAACUGGAUUCGAAACUAGCCUCGAGUUUUAGGCAGGGACUGCGGAAAUUCACCGUCAAUCCAGAUGAAAAGGAAGAAGCCCUAAUUGAGAUUCCCGCAUAUGGCUUUUGGCUUCCUCAUGGGACCAAGCUUGCGGACUUCCAUGCCAAAUGGACUGGAAGGUAUUCACGUGUGAUUGAAGCUUACAAAGAUUGUACUAAAAAAGAUUGGGAAUCUUCUGAGGAUAUAGAGAGAAGCAUGGCCAAUUUGCUGGCAAUGGAGCUUCAAGCUCAUGGCCUCGAGGUGUCGCAGGCUUGAUAUUGAACUGAUGGGAGUACCCUGUUGCCUGGCGCUAUACUUUUCUCCUAGCUUGCUAGCUAACUCUAGCUUCAAUAGGAAUGCAAAAUUAUUUAAUGCUUAAUCAAACCCGCGGCCCAAGACCAAUUGAGCCCUUCCUGUACACUGGAGUAAAUUAGAUACCGCUACAGACUCUGAUCAUCAGCUGAUCAACUACUCUACACAGAACUUUUGGAAUAGGUCAGGCUUUAUAGGUAUAUAGGUCUCCCCUACUG